AUGUGUCUCAAGAUACCAGGCAGGAAAACAAAGGACCCACAAAUUAUUCAUGUUGUGGGCCAAUUGGUAGAUAUUAUGUUGGGAAAAGUUAUGAUUCCUAAGUAUUUUGAUCUUGGUAGUCCAGUGGUAGAUAUAACCAUUAAUGGGGUUUUGGUUAAAAAUGCUCUCAUAGAUUUGGGAGCUGCUAUAAAUACAAUGACCAAAAGCCUGAUGCAGAAUUUGAAUAUCACCACUCUCAGACAUACCCCUACUAUGUUACAACUAGCUGACAGUUCUACAGUCACACCGAAUGGGGCUGUUGAAGACCUUAUUGUGACUUUAGAUUCUUGGGAAUAUCCAACAGACUUUAUGAUUCUAUAUCCUAAAGCCACUUUGGGGGGAUAUCCUAUUAUACUAGAAAGACCAUGGCUAGCUAAUGCAGAUGCUUUUAUAGGAUGUAGGUCUGAAUAUAUGACCAUUUCAAAUGGUAAUACCACAAAGAAGCUUGUUAUUUUUCCACCAGCUAAGCCUAAUAAAGAGAAUGAUAUUGCAGUAUGGCCUAACUUGGGUGAUGAUGUUGAAGAAGUUAAUUCACUCUAA
Messenger RNA from Cryptomeria japonica (Japanese cedar), 579 nucleotides. RefSeq lists its product as uncharacterized. The record is from RefSeq and is a predicted model, not a curated record. Bases 1 to 579 code for a protein of 192 amino acids. The transcript has a single exon. NCBI's taxonomy places the organism in Eukaryota, Viridiplantae, Streptophyta, Pinopsida, Cupressales, Cupressaceae.